Molecule: messenger RNA, 441 nt
Organism: Cornus florida
Lineage: Eukaryota; Viridiplantae; Streptophyta; Magnoliopsida; Cornales; Cornaceae
Product: dof zinc finger protein 5-like
Exons: 2
Coding region: 1-441 (146 amino acids)
Biological process (GO): regulation of DNA-templated transcription
Molecular function (GO): DNA-binding transcription factor activity; DNA binding
Source: RefSeq, a predicted model, not a curated record
AUGUAUGGGGGUGAUGGUGCUGUUGUGGCGGCGACGGAGGGGCUGUGGUCGGAGGAGGAGAUGGAUCUGUGGUCGGUGACAGUUACCAUGGAGUCUCCGCCAGAGGCAUCAAUUGCUCGCACGAUUUCAAAAACCUCUCCAGCGCAGCGGAGAGGCGCGAUGUUGGACGGCAAAAGAUCAAUCUUGAAGGCCGUUGCAGAACUUCGCGCAUACACCAAGUUCUGCUACUAUGACAACUACAACCUCUCUCAGCCCCGCCAUUUCUGCAAGUCAUGUCACCGGUACUGGACCCGUGGUGGGACCUUCGGAACGCUCCCAUCGGCGACAGGACCUGGGUUGAAUGAAAUGGGGUUUGGACUUGGUAUCGCGGUUUGGCCUUGUUGCAGAGAACUCCACGGUGGCGCGUGCUGUGAUACCCUUAAUUUCGGAGACAUAGGUUGA